Messenger RNA from Otolemur garnettii (small-eared galago), 1634 nucleotides. RefSeq names its product arylsulfatase E (chondrodysplasia punctata 1) (gene ARSL). The transcript is spliced from 9 exons. Lineage: Eukaryota; Metazoa; Chordata; Mammalia; Primates; Galagidae. The record is from RefSeq and is a predicted model, not a curated record. Gene Ontology annotation, molecular function: arylsulfatase activity. The coding region runs from base 1 to 1608 and encodes 535 amino acids.
AUGUUGCAUCUGGACCAUCCUUGGCACUGGCUGACUGCGACCCUGGGGGUGCUGCUGGGUUUCAUCUCUUCCACCUGCGGCGACUUAGCUGGCUCCCGGCCAAACAUGCUUCUACUGAUGGCGGACGACCUUGGCAUUGGAGACGUCGGCUGCUACGGCAACCGCACCAUCAGGACGCCCAAUAUCGACCGGCUUGCAGAGGACGGAGUGAUGUUAACCCAGCACAUCGCUGCAGCUUCUGUUUGUACCCCAAGCAGGGCUGCCUUUCUGACGGGCCGAUACCCUGUUCGAUCAGGUAUGGUUUCCAGCGACGGUGACCGUGUUCUGCAGUGGGCAGGAGUGUCUGGAGGCCUUCCGACAAAUGAGACCACUUUUGCAAAAAUAUUGCAAGACAAAGGCUAUGUCACUGGACUAAUCGGGAAGUGGCAUCUGGGUCUCAACUGCGAAUCCUCCCGCGAUCACUGCCACCACCCGCUCCACCACGGGUUCGCACACUUCCACGGGAUGCCUUUCUCCAUGAUGGGCGACUGUGUGCUCUGGGAGCUCUCAGAGAAGCGCCGAGGCCUGGAGCGCAAACUGAAUCUCUGCACGCAAAUCACCAUCCUGGCUGCGCUCACGCUCACGGUGGCCAAGCUCGCAUGCCUGGUGCCCCUGCCCUGGACGCCGGCCAUCUGGUCAGCCGUGGCGGCCGCCCUGCUGUCCACCACUCCGUAUUUCCUGGGGACGCUGAUAGUGCACGCAGACUGCUUUCUAAUGAAGGACCACGCCGUCACCGAGCAGCCCAUGAGAUUUAAAAACACCACUCCCCUUCUCCUGGAGGACGCCGAGUCCUUUCUUAGAAGAAAUAAGCAAAGACCUUUCCUUCUCUUCUUCUCAUUUCUACAUGUGCACAUUCCUCUGAUCACUACGGAGGAUUUCCUUGGAAAAAGUCUCCAUGGGCUGUACGGGGACAACGUAGAGGAGAUGGACUGGAUGGUGGGACAGAUCCUUGACAUGUUGGACAAGGAAGGUUUGACCAACAAUACCCUGGUUUAUUUCACAUCGGACAACGGAGGGUCUUUGGAGUCUCAACUUGGAAAUAACCAGUAUGGCGGAUGGAACGGGAUUUACAAAGGAGGAAAAGGCAUGGGCGGCUGGGAAGGUGGGAUCCACGUGCCGGGGAUAUUCCGUUGGCCCGGGGUGCUGCCGGCCGGCCGGGUCAUCAAUGAGCCCACGAGCCUGAUGGAUGUUUUCCCGACCAUGGUGCAGCUGGGUGGUGGCCAGGUGCCCCAGGACAGAGUUUGGAAAGUCCACUACCUGACCCCACAGUUCCAGCCCGAGGGAGCCGGCGCCUGCUACGGGAGAGGGGUCUGCCCCUGCUUCGGGGACAAAGUAACCCAGCACGACCCACCUUUACUCUUCGAUCUCUCGAGAGACCCCUCCGAGACCCACGUCCUCACGGCAGCCACAGAGCCCUUGUUCCACCAGGUGGUGGACACCGUCCAGCGGGCUGUGGAGGCGCACCAGCGGACGCUGCGUCCUGUCCCCCUGCAGCUGGACACGCCACACAACACCUGGAAACCCUGGCUGCAGCCGUGCUGUGGGCUCUUCCCAUUCUGCAGGUGCUAGAGUGAAGACGGAGCCUGGUGAGCUUC